Messenger RNA from Octopus sinensis (East Asian common octopus), 588 nucleotides. RefSeq lists its product as uncharacterized. The transcript has a single exon. The record is from RefSeq and is a predicted model, not a curated record. Bases 1 to 588 code for a protein of 195 amino acids. NCBI's taxonomy places the organism in Eukaryota, Metazoa, Mollusca, Cephalopoda, Octopoda, Octopodidae.
AUGGUGAAUCCCCCAAAUGAAUUGAAGAACAGGGUAUUGCCAGACUUAAGUAAUAAUUAUAAUUCACAUAAAUUGAUGUGUGAAAGGGCAAUUCUUUCUCCAAAAAAUGAGGCAGUAGCAAGAAUUAGCCAUGAAUUAAUGAAUAAGAUUCCAACAGUCAUUAACAAGUACAAAUCAGUUGAUUCAGUCCUUGAUGAAAAUCAAGCUGUCCAUUAUCCAACAGAGUUCCUUAAUUCUCUUGAGCCACCUGGAAUUCCUCCACAUAAACUUUUUCUGAAGGUAGGAGUCCCAAUAAGGCUUCUAAGAAAUUUAGAUUCUCCUAAAUUAUGCAAUGGGACAAGAUUAAUUGUGAAGACAUUAUCACCUAAUGUGACAGAAGCUACCAUCAUCACUGGUUGUGUCUCUGGGGAAGAGGUUUUCAUUCCAAGAAUUCCAAUCAAACCAACAGACAUGCCGUUUGAGUUCAAACGAACACAACUCCCAGUGCGACUUUGCUUUGCAAUGUCUACUAAUAAGGCUCAAGGUCAGUCUUUGAAAUCUAAUGGCUUGCUUUUCUCAUGGUCAGCUUUGUUGGUUGCUCCAGGGUAG